GUGAUGGCCCAGCCCGGGAGCCCCCCGCCGCACGCCAUGGCUGCCAAGGAGGAGCUGUACAGCAAAGUCAUCCCCCGGAGGAACCGGCAGCACCGGGCCGGCACCAUCAAGCACGGCUCGUCCCUGGACAUCCUCCUCUCCAUGGGCUUCCCCAAAGCCAGGGCGCAAAAAGCACUGGCAUCCACAGGCGGAAGAAGCGUGCAAGCAGCAUGCGACUGGUUGUUCUCUCAUGUGGGUGACCCCUUUCUUGAUGACCCCCUGCCUCGGGAGUACGUCCUCUACCUGCGUCCUACUGGCCCCUUGUCUCAGAAGCUUUCUGAAUUCUGGCAGCAAUCAAAGCAGAUCUGUGGGAAGAACAAAGCUCACAAUAUCUUCCCACAUAUCACCCUUUGCCAAUUCUUUAUGUGUGAAGACAGCAAGGUCGAUGCACUCACUGAAGCCUUGCAGGCCACCGUGAUGCGAUGGAAAUGCAAGUUCCCCACUCCUCUGCCUUUGGAGCUCUACACAUCUUCAAACUUCAUUGGGCUUUUUGUCAAGGAGGAGAGUGCUGAGAUCCUCAAGAAGUUUGCUGCAGACUUUGCUGCAGAAGCUGCGACUAAAGCAGAUGUACAUGUGGAGCCCCAUAAGAAACAGCUGCAUGUGACAUUGGCCUAUCACUUCCAAGCAAGCCACUUGCCCACUCUGGAGAAAUUAGCACAGAACAUUGAUGUCAAGCUAGGAUGCGACUGGGUUGCUGCAAUAUUCUCCAGAGAUAUAAGAUUCGUUAAUCAUGAGACGCUGCAAGUGAUCUACCCCUACACCCCGCAGAAUGACGAUGAGCUCGAGCUGGUACCAGGGGAUUUUAUUUUCAUGUCCCCAGUGGAGCAAACUAGUACCAGCGAGGGCUGGAUUUAUGGCACUUCCCUAGCUACUGGCUGUUCUGGGCUACUGCCCGAGAAUUACAUCACCAAGGCAGAUGAGUGCGGGACCUGGGUGUUUCACGGAUCUUACUCAAUUCUGAACACAUCUUCCCCAUCCGCUCUUGCCUUCAGUGAUGGGAUUCUGGAGAGAAGGCAACAAGACGACCAAGGACCUGGGGACACGGGACCACUUACUAUCAUCUGUCAGAGUAUGCAGCCUCUGAGAGUAACCAGCCAGCCAGGGCCCCAGAAACGGUGCCUUUUUGUCUGCCGGCAUGGGGAGAGAAUGGAUGUAGUGUUUGGAAAGUACUGGCUAUCACAAUGCUUUGAUGCCAAAGGAAGGUACAUGCGAACGAACCUGAAUGCGCCUCACAGUUUACCUCAAAGAAGCGGUGGUUUUAGGGAUUAUGAAAAAGAUGCACCAAUCACAGUGCUUGGUUGUACACAAGCAAGACUUGUCGGUGAAGCCCUGCUAGAGACCAAGACCAUUGUGGACUACAUCUACAGUUCCCCAUCACUGCGUUGUGUACAGACAGCACACAAUAUUCUUAAAGGUAUGCAACAAGAAAACACUCUGAAGAUUCGAGUAGAGCCAGGCUUGUUCGAGUGGACAAAAUGGGUCUCUGGCACCACUUUACCUGCCUGGAUACCCCCAGUGGAUUUAGCAGCAGCCAAUCUGAGUGUUGAUACAACAUACAGACCUCAUAUACCUGUCAGCAAGUUAGCGGUUUCAGAGUCUUAUGACACCUACAUAGGUAGAAGCUACCAAGUUACGAAAGAAAUCAUCAGUGAAUGUAAAGGCAAAGGAAAUAACAUUUUGAUAGUGGCUCAUGCAUCAUCUCUUGAGGCUUGUACUUGCCAGCUCCAGGGGCUCUCGCCUCAGAAUUCGAAGGACUUUGUACAGAUGGUCAGAAAGAUUCCAUACUUGGGCUUCUGUUCCUGCGAAGAACUGGGAGAUACGGGGGUUUGGCAACUUACAGACCCCCCCAUCCUCCCUCUCACACACGGACCAACUGGAGGCUUUAACUGGCGAGAGACCUUAUUGCAAGAAUAGACAAAGCUAAACAAGCAAGCAAAACAAUGGCCUUUCUAAGCAUUGGAGAAUGUCUCUUAUAUCAUCUUGUGCUUAUUGACAGUGGAAAAAUUAUAUAUAUUUGUAACAUUUUAGGUGGAUCACUCAGCUGUUCUAGCAUCUCUCCUAUAGAGUCACAUUCAUGCAAAAAAAAAUCUCAUAAAAAAAAAAACUUAGGUGAAUAGGAAAGGGCUCAAUUAAUGGAAGGAAUAUAAGAGUGUAUAUCCAGGUGCUUGCACUGCAGGGAAUCUCUGUUGGGUCAGGAAUGCAGAGCCUGGAUACAUUUUUCCUUCUUAAAAUUGAGCUCAGAUAACAAAAUAAUUCUCACUGCCUUCAGCACAAUGUUAGUAAUAACUAGGACUGUGAAAAUAGUGAACUGUCAGGGGUUGGGAGUGAGGUUCAGUUGCAAAAUUUUGCAGAAUAUAUUUGCAGUUUUGUUCUGGGCCAUGUUGGCACCUUCUUCACUUUCCCCAGAUUGUGCUAAAUAGCAGUUUUGUGUUCCCCCAGGAUACCUAUACACUCAACACAUUCUGUAAGAUAUUCUACCAAGCUAGAAGAAACAGAGCUCAGCAUGCCAUUUGUAGGUAACUUUGAACUAUUCCUGUUCCUUACUGUGUUAGGUGCCUAGAUAUCACACUGGUGGGCAGGUUGCAAAUGCCUGAAGAUAGAUAAAGACGUACAACGUGGAUCAGUGUCCGCAGAGAAUUCUGAAUCUCAAAGCAGUAAGAGGUUAAGUUCACACACAAACAACAGGACCAUUUUUGAGUAAAGAACUGGAGCAUUUUUUUUUUUUCCCAAAUGGGAAUGAAAUAAACAUUAUUCCAGAUGUGAAGGCUUCGGAUUUCCGUAGCUGAAAAUUCGCUCCUGUACAUAAAAUUUAAGCAUCACAUAACCACUGAAUUCCACUGAAGACCUCAAAACAGGGUCUUGCUUGAUGCACAGAGGUCUGAAGCUAGACAUCUGCACAGGCAUGAAUUUCACUCCUUUCUGGAUAUUUCGCAUAGCCCUAGCUUAAGCAGUCUUCUCUGAGGAUCGUUACAAGGUCAAAAAGAUAAGCUGUACAUUCAGAUUGGGUUGAUUACUUUGCUUCCUUUUCUUUACUGUUUAUGUGCUAUCUGUCUGGAAUACAAAGCAGAGCGGAGAAACAGUUCAUUGUAAUAAAGAAAUUGAAACACUAGACCCAUUAGGAUGCUACUUUUUCAUACUGAGCUAACAUCUUGAUCUCAUUGAAGUCACAGGAACUGCCAACAUAAAUCAAACCAGUGAUCCUUUUAGUCCAGCAUCCUGUCUCUGGCAGUGGCCAGCACCAGCUGCUUCAGAGGAGGAUGCAAGUGGGUGGUUAUGGCAUAAGCUGCUACCAGAGAAAAAUGUCUUUGACUCCCAAUAAUUUGAUUGGCUUAUGCAUAAGAGUCCUAAAACUUUUUGAAACAACAUUUGCUUCUUUGGGCCCUAGUUCAGGACGUGGCUUAAGAUCAUGUUUAAAUUGAACUGAAUUGGACUUCAGCACACAGGAAAACAUAUGCUUUUUCCAGAAUUGGGACUUAAUUCUGUCUAUUCUUUCUAUCCACAUACAUUACUAGUUUGAGGGUUUUUAAGCCCUGCCAAGCUUUUAGGCUUGACCAUGAGGGGAAAAUACAUACAUAAAUAAAUAAAAUCACAUUAACUUCAGUGAGAUCAGAUUUAGCCUCAUGUUCAACAUACCCCAUUAACCUAAAGUAAAAGAGCCCACUCCCUUCCUUCUUGAAACAGAUAAAAUCUGGUCUUGUGGGCUUCAGUGCAAGAUCAGAAUUUCAGAGGCGCUAGCUACGCUUGGUCUAGAACAAUAGCAACUAGCUUAUGACAUGGAGCUUACCAAGAGAAGUAUAGCAGAUACUGUACAGAACUUGAAUCAACAAAUAGCUCACUCUGUGCAAUAUGUACAUUUUCAUGACACAUAACAAUAGUCCAUUAUUUAUACACUCACAGUAUACGUAAUACCUUGUAGGACAUUCGUAAAUGCAUUAUUAUACCAGGGAUGUAUACUGAAAAGUCAGGGAGAUAACUUAUAUGGCAGAAAGACACUGCGCUGAUAUCUGUGCAGUUAUAUUGCUGUCACUUUUAUUUUUAAUUAUAAUUUAAACUAUUUUUGGCUAUGUACAGACCUUCUGAAGAGUGUUUACUGCUUGUUUUCGUCCAUGCGUACUCAUUGCAAACUUGCAACGGCAUUUAUUUAAAAUUAAAUAAAUAAAUGACAAUCAAACCAAAAAUAAAUUUGGCUAUUGGUGUAUAUUUAAUUAUGUGGAUAACCUACUGUUACAUGCUGCAGGCUUGCCAGAUAUAAUAUAGUAUGCUGGGUAACAGGUAUGCAAACUGGUGACAGGCUAUCCAGAUUCAACCUUUAUUAAUCACCAUUACAGGAAUUUGUUUAGACAGUAGCAUGUAAUAUGUAUGGAACAAAACUUAUAUGCAUAAAGUGUUUAAUAUUGUAACCAAUCCUUACAUAUAGUUAGUAUUUUAAAAUAAGUGUUCAGUUUCAGAAGGGGGGAAAGAUCUCAAAAUUAUUCUCGUCUUACAAAAGUAUAUUUUUGGAUGUUUGGGAAAGUAUUUUGGCAAUUGCAGUCUGAUCUCACAUUUUAAUUUCAUGUGCCAGGAAUCUGAGGGUAAAAAAAAAUUACUUUCUUGAGUAUUUUAUUGUGUAUGAGGGGUUUUAAGUUAAGGAAACUAGUGCCAAUAAGAUACGUUUUUAUUCAUUUUAAAACCAUUUCAAUGCAUUAUUGAAAGAAGAUAAAAACUUUUUAAGGAAUGUGUAAUUUAUUUAGAAAAUUCAGAAGGAGUAUUGCUGCUUCCCAUUUGGCUACAUUGCUACUUAUUGCUGUGCCUUCAACAGCACUUUUGUGUUUUGUCCUGGAAGAGCAUAGGUCUGAUCCAACCGGAACGAACAUCAGUCUUUCCUUUGACUUCCCCAGGAAUCCGAUCAAGUCCCUUCCAUUCAGUUCAGAGUAACUGCAGUCAUUAGAUACUCAUCCAGCCUUCUGGAUAAAGAAUAAGGCUGAGAAUCUUGCAAGAGCAAACUGGAAAUUCCAGGUUUGGGGUCAUGUCAAAAACAACAUGAGAAUCAGAGACGCAGUCCAAGUCAAGCGCAGUUGCAGAUAAGUGGAGAUGCUCAGCAGCCACAAGAAGGGUGAAAGAUGGGCUUAGAUAGAGGAAAAAAAAGGAUAUAGAAAUCUAUUUUACCGAUUCAAAGGUUUCUCCAGUGCUUGCUGGGUUCCAGGAGUAUGGCCUUUAUCUGAAUGUUUUGCCUAUACCUCCUGCCCUUAAGUGCAGCAGAUGGGGUUGCAACAGCCAAAGGCCUUGAUCCUGCCAACUCAGAAAUGCAGGUAUACCCCUUCGCCCACGCAGGCUCCACUGACGUAUAUGAGAUCCUACCUGUCACACCAUUGUCUCUGCCGGACAGAGGACACACUGUUCCCAUUGUGCUGAUAUAUGAUUUUGUCCAUUGUGUGUGGCCAUUUUACUGCAGACACAGGGUGCUACAUUUGCAGGGUGCUGCAUUAUAAAGCUCCCUUUAUAUUGGGUGCACUGGUAGCUACAGCCAACUCCUUACUAGGGCCAGGCCUCCAGCUGGUGUGAAGGGCACCACUCUGUUGAAAAUCAACAGAUUAUGCCUAUUUACAGAGGGGCACAAUAGCCAAGUGAUUAGGGUAUCUUGCUAUAGCUCAGUAAUCUGAGCCUUGCUUUAGCUUCAUGCUCAAGUCCACCUUCCAGAUGUGAAUGGGUAUUCAGGGGAGAUGUGGCUGGAACGAUGUCUGCCACCUCCAUCACUCCCUUGUGUGUUUUUGGUUACAGAAGCUGCUGUGCCUUAACCACACUAGCCCAAUGGGCUGCUAGACUGUGAUGCCCCUAUGCAUUAGCUGAAGGUUUGAACUGUUAAUUUCUAGAAAGUCAUUUGAGAAAAUUUUAAAAGCAGCCAACUUUUUCUGUGGCAUUCAUUGCUUUUUAUUAUGGCUAUUCUGAGCAUUAGAAGUGAAUCUGCUGUAACCAAAGAGAGCGCCAUUUUGUAGCAAAGAAAAAGAGUUGCGAUUUUGCAAGAAAGAGAGGAAGGGAAGACAAAUCUAGCUUGCAGCAUCCCAGCCUAGAAUUAAUACCUUAGGGACUCUGAUGCUGUUAGAUUUGUAUAGAGUGCCUCUAUUUUAAAGAGGGUUUGUAGUUGUAUAUAGCAUCGUCAUCAAUGCAGCCUUUCCCCUUAACUAGCUGACAGCUGAUUGAAAUGAAGUCUUUUUUUUCCCCAUUUCAGUUAUAUAGUGUUCUUACAAAUGGAGGGCCUGAUUCAAAGCCCGCUCAGGCAAAUGGAAAAAAUCCCCAUAAUUUCAAUGGGCUAGGGACCAUGCUACACAAGAUGCGAUCCUGCUAAGUGUUCUCUACCCUCAACUGCUAUCGACCUCCGUGGGAAUUAAAGACACUUUAUUGCUGACAGUGCUGAGCCCUUAAGGCCCCGAUUCAGAAAAACACUUCAGUAGGUGCUUACAUCCCAUGGAUUUAAGUGGAAGCUAACUGAAGAGUACUUAAGUGUGUUUCUGAAUCAGGAUGCAAAAUGAACUUGAUAUUAGAUGAAAUUCAGGUCUAUCUUUGCUGGGAAAUCCUUCUCUGUGCAGUUAAUUGAAGUCCUUGCUGUGAGACCUAGAGGCAUUGCUUCUCAAGUGUAUAGUUUAAAAGCAACAAUGACUUGCCCUGUUGAACCAAUGGUAGGUUAUGAACAUACUCAAAUAUAGAUGAACUGCAAUUCAUGUCAACAUGCUGUAGAGUAGUGGUAAGUUGUACACACACUACUGUGAACUUGGGUAAAACACAGAAUGUACAUUUAAAUUGCAUUCCUAUAGGUGCAUACAGGAGAGGACAUAAUAUAGAUAGCUGGUAUAUGGAGUUGAGCUGAUAUUUAGCAUCCGAUUACAUUCACAUUCAUUUUGAAAGAGGGACAUAGGAUAUUUUAGUCAGGCAGCUGCCAAAUGAUUUUCAUGUUUAAACACAGGACUGAAAAUUGAUUUGCUGUAUUUAUGAUUAGACUUCAAUACUUAAAACGUAUUGAAAUUCCGUAAGACAAUUACUCAUAAGAAAGAACAAGUCUAGUAGUAAAAAAAAAAAAACCUCUCUAAAUGUAGAGAACAUCAUUUUAAUCUUAAUGAGACAUGAAAUUAGGUUAGCAGCAAAUAUGUUUAAAAUGAUGUAUAAUUGAUUAAUCAAGCUGUAAAUGCAAUUGAUUGCAUACACUCCUCAGAUGCCAUUUAGAUGACAUUGCUUCCUCAAAUACCUGAACACAUUUACUGCUUGAGUAUUAACGAGAUGACAUAAUAUACUGGAAAAAUAUAUGACCAGUUUCUUUUUAUUAACUUAUUUUGUUCCCACUAAAAAGUACUUUCUGUGGGCCAUUCUAAGGACCUGAUCUUUUCAAUGGACACACUUUUUUUUUUUCCAUUUAAAAGCUAUUGUGUAGUUCUGUUUAUUAUGUUUUCUGUGUGAUCAGAUUGUAUUUAUUUGAGGAAAAAAAUGUUUGUUGUUUAAAGAAAACAAUCAUUGUAUUGCCAAAUAAUUGCAGUAAUUCCUUGUGACAUCUGUAUCUUUUUUUUUUAAUCUCGGUUUCAAGUGCUAACAACUGUUGAAGCCACCACCACAUUUUGAUUUGCUGUUACAUUAAAUGGAUUUCUCAAAAGCUAAACAAAAUGGUUGACAGAUGAUUUAAUAAAGAUGUUGUGCAUCUAGA
Messenger RNA from Gavialis gangeticus (Gharial), 7705 nucleotides. It is a transcript of the gene UBASH3B, whose product is annotated as ubiquitin associated and SH3 domain containing B. Gene Ontology annotation, cellular component: cytoplasm. Gene Ontology annotation, molecular function: protein tyrosine phosphatase activity; protein binding. NCBI's taxonomy places the organism in Eukaryota, Metazoa, Chordata, Crocodylia, Gavialidae. The record is from RefSeq and is a predicted model, not a curated record. The coding region runs from base 4 to 1953 and encodes 649 amino acids. The transcript has 14 exons. Gene Ontology annotation, biological process: negative regulation of protein kinase activity; negative regulation of bone resorption; regulation of osteoclast differentiation.